Daldinia decipiens is the source of this 711-nucleotide messenger RNA. RefSeq lists its product as uncharacterized. Lineage: Eukaryota; Fungi; Ascomycota; Sordariomycetes; Xylariales; Hypoxylaceae. The record is from RefSeq and is a predicted model, not a curated record. Bases 260 to 604 code for a protein of 114 amino acids. The transcript has 2 exons.
GUUCACUCUAUUUUUUUCGGAGCAUCCUUGCAACAAGAGCCAUUUCGAGGUUCUUGAGCACCUGUAUUGGUCACUUUCUCACUGAAUUGGACUUUGCAGUCCGUCAGUGAAACCUUAUCGCUUGGCUGCCAGCGGGCAGUAACCUCCUUGCUGUUGUCAUUCAGUAAUAACUCAUUACUCUACCUCGCGACUAAGUCGUUAAAGUCUUAUCCUUUAAAGCCGACAGCUUCCCUUUUUUCAAGUGAAGGUAUUAUUCACAAUGAGUGGAAGCGGCGGUUUCUAUAAGUACCGAUGCAAGUACUUUUACACUCAUAACUGCCCUAAUUGGGUAUACGUUAACAAUUCCCCCUGCGCAAACUGCUGCGCGGAGGGACGAGAUGUCGACGGUGAAGUCCUCGAGAUGCCUUUGCCGAGACACUCGCACGAUAUUUGCGUUCCUCGGGUCGAGGAUGGCGUCGUACGCUACACGUUGAUGGAACUUGUUAAUACAAACGAGUCUGGAAAUCAAUGGAUUCUCAGAUACAAGGUCAACCAGACUCAAGUUCCUACAAUGAUGACUACCAAUGCCACCCCCGGUGCCCCGAUCCCAGCAACGAGCUAUUGAAAGGAGGAGAUGUCUGUAUAGCCGAUGACGGCGAAGUCAUGGCGUCGAAUGUUGAGAAUAGGUAAUCAGAUGGGACCUUCCAGCAGUUUCCAGGGAUUAGGGAAGGG